Xenopus laevis (African clawed frog) is the source of this 2871-nucleotide messenger RNA. RefSeq names its product target of myb1 membrane trafficking protein S homeolog (gene tom1.S). Gene Ontology annotation, molecular function: phosphatidylinositol binding; clathrin binding; ubiquitin binding. Gene Ontology annotation, cellular component: endosome; membrane. Gene Ontology annotation, biological process: signal transduction; protein transport. The record is from RefSeq and is marked provisional. Lineage: Eukaryota; Metazoa; Chordata; Amphibia; Anura; Pipidae.
AAGCAGUGUCACAUGAUCAGUCCUCCUAGCAGAGACUAGAGUGGUUGGUGCGGAAGAGUUGCAGUGUUAUCAUGGACUUUCUGCUGGGAAACGCGUUUGCAACCCCAGUGGGGCAGCGAAUCGAGAAAGCCACUGAUGGAUCUCUUCGUUCGGAAGACUGGGGUCUUAACAUGGAGGUCUGUGAUAUUAUCAAUGAGACAGAAGAGGGGCCAAAAGAUACCAUCCGAGCUUUAAAGAAGAGGAUUGUGGGAAAUAAAAACUUUCGGGAGGUGAUGCUAGCAUUAACGCUCUUGGAGACUUGCGUGAAGAACUGUGGUCAUCGAUUUCAUAUGCUAGUAGCUGGCCAAGAGUUUGUAGAAGGAGUUCUAGUGAAGACAAUUCUUCCCAAAAACAACCCUCCAGCCAUUGUCCACGAUAAAGUCCUUAAUAUAAUACAGGCCUGGGCAGAUGCCUUCCGUAGCUCUCCAGACCUGACUGGAGUGGUCAGUGUAUAUGAAGAUUUAAGGAGGAAAGGGUUGGAAUUUCCAAUGACUGAUUUGGACACUCUGUCUCCUAUACACACACCGCAACCAAGUUUCUCUGCACCAGAACCACCUUCUCGACAGCCAGAACCACCUUCUCCACAGGAUUGUCCUUCCUCUGCAUUUCCUCAGAGGGGCGGGUCAGUACGUUCUGCACCCCCUCCUUACACUGUUCCAGAUAUAGCGCCUGGCAGCUCAGCUAUUACCCCCACACCUGAUCAGCUGGCGAAGCUGCACAGUGAGCUGGAAGUGGUGAAUGGCAACGUGAAGGUGAUGUCGGAGAUGCUGACAGAGCUGGUCCCUCAGAAAGCCAAACAGUCGGAUGUGGAGCUGCUACAGGAAUUGAAUCAGACCUGUCGAGUAAUGCAGCAGCGAGUUUUGGAGCUAAUCCCCCGUGUAACCCAUGAACAGCUGACUGAGGAGCUUCUUAUUGUGAAUGAUAACCUCAAUAAUGUCUUCAUUCGCCAUGAAAGGUUCGAGAGGAUGGUCUCUGGUCAGCAAGGCCCAGUAGCGGAGGCGCAGGUUACAGGAAACCAGGAUCUCACGCCAUCUCUUAUUGACCUUCAGGAGACACCCUCUAAUUCAGCCCCAACCCUCUGCACAGUUAGAAGGAAUCAACUUGUCUUCCGGGUCUGUGAGUGGAACCCUGCAGUCCUUGGGUGGAACCAAGAAACCGGAUGAUGACUUUGAUAUGUUUGCAGUGACCAGGGGAAGCUCUUUAGCAGACCAGCGCAAAAGUGUAAAGUAUGAGGAACCACAGGCUAGAGAUGGUCUGGCAGGGGCUUUGGAUACCAGACAGCAGAACACUGGAGCUAUUCCAGCUGCCCAAAACAACUUCAUGGAUGACAUUGAGAAGUGGCUGUCGACAGAUGCGGGUGAAGAGAUAGAGGUGGAGGAUGGCGUGACCAGUGAAGAUUUCAAUAAGUUUCUUGAGGAGCGAGCAAAGGCAGCAGAUCACAUUCCAUCACUGUCGUCACCAGGAACAGAGCCCCCCAGGGCAGCGCCAAGCACAAAGAGAGACAAAAAGGAAGAGGAAGAUGCUCUUUUUGCCUUGUGAGUUCCCCCCAUGUUGGGUGGAUGUGUUGCUCUGAAUAGAAAGAGAUUAUAAACAUCUCCACAAUUGGCAGUGAUGUUCUCGCUGUUUCAUGCUGGAGUUUGUUUUAGAAAAUGAAGACAAACUUUAUUGGGGUACGAAUGUGUUCUGCAAUCUGGAUGCCUCCUCACUUUAUCCCUGGAACUGUGGGAACCUCCUUUUGCUUUUCACAAGUGUCUCUUUGGUACUGGAACCAAUUUAUUUUGCCAGAAUAUUCCUGCUGGUCUUUUAUAUUCCUGAUUAUCAACUGCUCCUCUGUUAUGAUCCCAAAUGAUCUUUUAUGAGAACUCCGGUGAGGACUCUGGAGGCAUACCUUACUACUACAUCCCCACGCUUAUCUGAAUAUGCCACUGUCAACAUCACAUCACUUGUGUCUGUUCCCACAUGGUUAUGUAAAAUGUUUAUCCAGACUAUUCAGUAUUACAAAACAAUAAGCAGUUUGAUUUGCAUUAAUUCUCGUUUUAGCAUAAUGUCUGACCUGUAAUUGUUGUUGAGAUUGUUAGGGAGUGAUGGUAGUCCAGCAACAGCUCCGGGGUCACAAGUUGGCAUUCACCAUUUUUUUUUUUUUAAUUAUGAAGGAUAACCAUAGAGAAUUGUGGAUUUUGAAUACGGUCCGAAGUGCCUUAAUGGUUAGGUUUCUGCAAAUGCUCAAUGCAAACUUAUUGUAGGAAAUAAGGCCCAUGCCUAUGGUAUUUAGUCAGUUUUAACAGAUUAGUAACCUUUAGCCUAUGAUUUAAAUGAAUGUUCCAAGUUCUAAGUUCUGUAUAACUAUAUAUAUAUAUAUAUAUAUAUAUAUAUAUAUAUAUAUAUAUAUAUAUAUAUAUAUAUAUAUAUAUAUAUAUAUAUAUAUAUAUAUAUAUAUAUAUAUAUAUAUAUAUAUAUAUAUAUAUAUAAAUAUUAUUCUGCCCUAGCACAGGGCACUUAAAAUGCACCAGCUCUAGUUUGAAAAUGACAGCUCUAUCUUAUUUAAAGGGAUACUUUUGUGCAUAAUGUGCUUGGGUGGGAAUCUUGGUGUUAACCUGUUUGGCAAAACACAGCAGUUUUUUACUUUGCCAAGCACCUAUCAGGAUUAAAAAAAUGUGUUUCUCAAACAACAUGGCAGGAGCAGUUCCCUAAGCAUGCUUAGUUGAGGAAACGUAACAAAUUAACUUUUAGGGUUAUGGCACACUGCAAAAAUUGGGGCUUUUUGCUGCACAUGUAGGUUUUAUCUCAGUGGAUGGGCAGCAAAAUGAUCAGAUUUGCUUCUUCAUUGACUUA